Neopsephotus bourkii (Bourke's parrot) is the source of this 1946-nucleotide messenger RNA. RefSeq names its product immunoglobulin kappa light chain-like. The coding region runs from base 37 to 939 and encodes 300 amino acids. The transcript has 6 exons. NCBI's taxonomy places the organism in Eukaryota, Metazoa, Chordata, Aves, Psittaciformes, Psittacidae. The record is from RefSeq and is a predicted model, not a curated record.
CUGACUCUCACCAACAGCAGAGCCUGACAAGCAAACAUGCUGCUGCUGGCAGCACUUGUGGCUACAGCCUCCUGGUCUUAUGGAUUUGCACAAAUAUAUCCUGUGCAGAGCCCUAUAUCCAUUACCAAGUCCCAAAGAAGUGUAAGAAUGACAUGUGAAAUUAAAAUUUCAGAGGAAGUGUUUGAAAGCCUUUCCAUACACUGGUAUCAACAGAAAGAGGGUAGAGCUCCAGAGAGGCUCCUGCACUUCUCAGAAGGGAAACUUGUAGUUGAAACCGGCUUUCUAGCAAAAAGGUACAUGGUUGAAAAAGUUUCUAGCCAGAAACGAUUUAUUCUUACAAUUAAAGAUGUAAUUCCCAACGACGCCGCUACUUACUACUGCGCUUACUGGGACGCUCACCACAAAAUAUUUGGAACUGGAACUAAGCUUAUUGUUUCAAGCAAAGGAAAUUCUCCACCAGCAAACUCUGAAAUCCUGAAGAAGGAACACGAAAAUCAGAUAACAUAUGUUUGCCUUGUUGAGAAAUUCUACCCAGAAGUUAUUCGGGUGACAUGGACCGAUGAAAAAAAUGAGGAGGUAACAGACAAUGUAGUAAAAGGAGACACUUGGAAGGCCACAAAAAAUGAGGAAUACUCAAUUGGCAGCUGGCUAACUGUACCAGUGGAGAACAAAGACAAAAAAUAUUACUGCAAAUACGAGCACGAAAGCCAAGAGCGUUCACUGCCGACACAAGACUUCUCUGCAAAGACUGAUCCUCAGGAAGAGGACUGCAACGCAUCUGGAAACAGCACAGUUUUUAACAGAGAUCACAUUGUACACAGGGCAGCGUAUUUAGUCUACAUCGCCCUACUUCUGAAGAGCUCCAUGUACUAUCUCAUCGUACUCUUCUUCAUCUACAGAAUGUGGGCUGUCACCAAGCACCAAGGAAAGCAAGCAUAAAUGCUUGUUUAGGAAAGGCUAACAAAAUCGUCUUCAAUUUGCUUUGCUAUAUAUAUUUAUCCCUAUAGACUCCCCUGCUCUCAGUGCCAGAUUUAACAACAACAAAAAUCCCCAUGUAAUCUUAUGGCAUUAGUGCACAAGGCUUGUUUUGCUUUCCUGCUUCUGGUUUUAUAUCAGUCUGGCUUUCCUAAUCUUUGAGUCUUGACCUGAGAUGAGCAAUAGGACUAAGGUUAAAUACCUAGUAUUUCAGUCCAAAGUCCAUAUUGCAAAAUGAAGCAGGUACUCAUGUUAAAAGUAGUUAUGAAUACACAAGUUUAGAGAUGUAACCAGGCUUUUGAUAUAUAAACAGAGAUGCAUUUUGUUACUGAGCUUAAAACUUAAUUAAGGAGCAUUCCUGUCUGUAAAUUCACAGAUGUUGUUCAUUUUUACUUUCAAUGACCUACUGCAAGUCUCAUGUAUCCACCAAAGCAGGACUUAAACAUUCUGAAGCGAUGUGUGCUUUCAGACUCAGUUAAACACGAUUUCAAAAACUGAACACAGUAAUUUUGACUGAAGAAGUUAGACGAGCAUAAAGCAAUUCUGAGGUGCACACAUGCAGAAAUAGGAGAAAGCCACCAGGCCACACACCAGUCCGUGGCACAGACUGAAAACCUGAACGCUGUCGUUUUAAAGAAAGAAAACAACUGUAAUGAUCAUGAACAUGAUCAUCUUGUUUUAAGAUACCUUUGAGCAAACCCUUAAAUCUCCAGUUUUGACAGAUAAUGUAUUUUCACAAUAGCAGAAAGAUUCUCAGAUGUUGGACUUUGAACUCUUCAGCUCCAAGUUCCACAAAUCAGCUCUUUUCAAAUUUCUGUGGAAAAAAAUAGUAGACACAUUGGAGUUAAGCAUUUGCUCCAUCUGGGGCAAAACAGUGCCGUAAGUUUGGAGAUAAGCAGAUGCAGCAUUUACACUCACUGUAUCAGUAACAAUGUAGAGGGCAACAAAAGCUUUCCUCUGGAUGCAUUUGU